UUUUUAUGGAAGAGAACGAUAUAGCCGAUAUAGAGGAUCUAAUAUCAUCGGAAGAUAUUAAACCCAAAGAAAGAUAUCGGAAUAAGAAAAGUGUUACAGUGAGACCAAAGAAGGCUGCAAAUGGAAACGUCGCAAAUGGCACCACCACCACCGCUGCCGAACCUGCUGAAGCAAAGAAAAUCUAUGAAAGUGUAAUUCCGGGCACACAGAAAAUUUACGUCAAAACAUGGGGGUGUUCUCACAACAGUUCCGAUACGGAAUAUAUGAUGGGACAAUUAUCGGCAUAUGGCUAUCAACUCACGGACUCAAAGGAAAACGCCGAUCUGUGGUUACUCAACAGUUGUACGGUUAAGAAUCCGUCCGAAGACACCUUUCGUAAUGAAAUCGAACAUGGUACGUCGACGGGCAAGCAUGUGGUUGUAGCUGGAUGUGUUCCUCAGGGUGCACCGAAAUCUGGGUAUUUGAAAGGUCUCUCAGUCAUUGGUGUACAGCAAAUUGACAGAGUAGUGGAGGUCGUCGAGGAGACCCUGAAGGGUCAUACUGUACGUUUGCUGCAAAGUAAAAAGGAAGAUGGACAGAGAGUUGCUGGAGCAAAGUUGGCGUUACCAAAAAUCAGGAAGAACCCUUUAAUUGAAAUUAUUGCCAUAAACACGGGUUGUUUGAAUCAGUGCACCUAUUGCAAAACCAAACAUGCUAGAGGUGAUUUGGCCAGUUAUGCCCCAGAGGAAAUUGUUGCUCGGGCCAAACAGGCUUUUGAAGAGGGAUGCUGUGAAAUAUGGCUAACAUCAGAGGAUACUGGUGCCUAUGGCAGAGACAUUGGUACAUCAUUACCCGAACUAUUGUGGAAGUUGGUUGAAGUUAUCCCGGAAAAUUGUAUGUUGCGUGUUGGUAUGACAAAUCCUCCAUAUAUUUUGGAACAUCUGGAGGAAAUGUCAAAGAUCCUUAAUCAUCCCAGGGUGUACGCCUUUUUGCAUGUCCCCGUACAAAGUGGAAGUGAUGCCGUUCUGGGCGAUAUGAAACGUGAAUAUUGCCGUAGUGAUUUUGAACAUGUUGUUGAUUUUCUACGUGAACGUGUUGAAGGCUUGACCAUAGCAACGGACAUUAUUUGUGGUUUCCCUACCGAGACAGAAGAAGACUUUGAGGAUACAAUGCGAAUGUGUAAAAAAUAUGAAUUUCCCAGCCUUUUCAUUAAUCAAUUCUUUCCACGACCCGGAACACCAGCAGCAAGAAUGACCCGUAUCCCGGCGGAUCAAGUGAAAAAGCGUACAAAACGUCUAACUGAUCUCUUCAACAGUUACUAUCCCUACGCCGGACGAGAGGGACAAAUUUACAAAGUACUUGUUACCGAGGUGUCACAUGACAACCUACACUAUGUGGGUCACAACAAAAGCUAUGAACAGAUUUUGUUACCGAUGCGUAAAAAUCUACUGGGUACUAGUGUUAAUGUUCGCAUUACGAGUACAACAAAGUUUAGUAUGAUGGGUGAAAUUCUGGACAAUGAAGAUGAUUGGAAAAAAUGUAGUCAACCGGUUAAGGCGCCAAUCGCGGCUGUUCAAUCAUCUGAAGAGCCACGUAGUAAAAUGUUUGGUGUGAUAGCGUUGCUGUUGGGAAUGCUGGCGUUUAUAUUACAAUGGACAUGGCGACAUCUUUAG
Molecule: messenger RNA, 1652 nt
Organism: Musca vetustissima
Lineage: Eukaryota; Metazoa; Arthropoda; Insecta; Diptera; Muscidae
Product: threonylcarbamoyladenosine tRNA methylthiotransferase
Exons: 1
Coding region: 6-1652 (548 amino acids)
Biological process (GO): tRNA methylthiolation
Cellular component (GO): endoplasmic reticulum
Molecular function (GO): tRNA (N(6)-L-threonylcarbamoyladenosine(37)-C(2))-methylthiotransferase activity; 4 iron, 4 sulfur cluster binding
Source: RefSeq, a predicted model, not a curated record